AUAUAUCAUUCAGGAGUAGAGAUCCAUGGCCAUGAGUAUUGUUUUGGAGGUCAUGAAUAUGAAGGCAUUACAGGUGUAUUUGUAGUAGAAGCCAAAAUUGGUCCUCCGGGUGUAUUGUUCAAACAAUCGAUCCACAUGGGUUGUACCGAGUUGUCAGAUGAGGCGAUAGGGCAGGUUCUCAAGGAUCUUUCAAAAGAAUUUAUUGGAACAUCAUACAAUUUGCUCACUCGUAAUUGUAAUCAUUUUACAGAGACACUUGUCCAACGGCUAGUAAAAAAGCCAGCUCCAAAAUGGAUCAACAGAGCUGCCAAACUAGGAACCAUGUUUCCUUGUAUAAUUCCUACAGAAUGGGUUGAGCCACCCGACUUGGAG
Molecule: messenger RNA, 372 nt
Organism: Phycomyces blakesleeanus NRRL 1555(-)
Lineage: Eukaryota; Fungi; Mucoromycota; Mucoromycetes; Mucorales; Phycomycetaceae
Exons: 3
Biological process (GO): protein deubiquitination
Molecular function (GO): deubiquitinase activity
Source: RefSeq, a predicted model, not a curated record